GCGGCGUCUGGUUCUAGUACUGCGACUCAACCAAAUCUUGCUUGGAGGGCGUCGACUGGCCGGCACGAUCUCAGCCAACGGCAACUUGUUUUGCUGAGGGACAUGCUUCAUAACGUCGACAAUUCUUAUGCGAAUGCCUCCUUGAUCCCUGAGGAGGGUGCUGUAAACCGACACUGGCGGUGGGGUGAUGCGAUGAACAGUACUGUCACCCUGCCCUCGGAAGAAUCUACUCAGGAUUCUGUCGGGAACAAGAAGCGUAGGAGUGGUAGGUUGGGAAUGAGUGGGCUGCGCGACAUGUUAAGGUCGUUGAAGCGAAGCCAUUCUGAUCAACCCCCGAUCCCAGCCUCUACUUCCUCCCUUAGUACUAACUCGUCUCACGACAGCCGUAGUCGCAGCAAUCACCCCCACGCUCAUGUCAUUGCCAAUCGUAGGCGUUCAAAGGCUAGCACUGGACCUGAUUCUAUGCGCUCUGCCAAAGAACACUCCCCAACUUCCCCUUACAACGGUUCAUCUUUGACUCACAAGGCUUCUCCUCGUCGCCCAUCACUAGCAUCUAUAUUUCGUCUAGGACAGAAAAACAAGGUUCCGACGUCUGGGCCUGAUACGCCCAUAAGCAAUGCUAGUGAAAUUAGAGUGGCCAGUAGUGGAAGCAGCGCGGCAGAGGAGGAAGAUUGGGAUCGCAUCGAUUCUGCGUCUGACCUUGAUGCUGCAGCGAAGGCGCUGGGCAUUGAUGGUUCUGCCACUAUUAAAGGGAAGCGAGGACGCUCACCGUAUCUUCAUGAGCAUAAUCAAGAGGCCCGUCCGGUGACUCCUAAACGAGCACCGAGCGCGUCUCAAACAUCGUUCUGGGAAGAACAUGUCGACAGUGCUCAUCGGGAAUCACGUUCCAAGUCAAAGUCCAAAAAUCGGAUAUCUUUGCCGCGGGAAAGCCCCCCUCCUUCUAAAAGCCACAAAGCGGUCAAGUCGGGAUCUGUCCGUUCUGCACCCCCUCAACCUCUGGACGAUCGCCAUUUUCUUCCUGAUUUCAAGCUUGCGAUGACCCCAGAGAAUAUUAAGCCAUUACUAGAGAAUGCAAAGGAGGUGCAUAUUCGUCUAAUUGAAUGCAUCAAAGAGGUGCAGGUGUUAUUGAACCCACAAACUUUGAGCUGAUGCCACUUAC
Molecule: messenger RNA, 1159 nt
Organism: Serpula lacrymans var. lacrymans S7.9
Lineage: Eukaryota; Fungi; Basidiomycota; Agaricomycetes; Boletales; Serpulaceae
Exons: 2
Coding region: 103-1149 (348 amino acids)
Source: RefSeq, a predicted model, not a curated record